Pestalotiopsis fici W106-1 is the source of this 1569-nucleotide messenger RNA. RefSeq lists its product as uncharacterized. The transcript is spliced from 2 exons. The coding region runs from base 1 to 1569 and encodes 522 amino acids. The record is from RefSeq and is a predicted model, not a curated record. NCBI's taxonomy places the organism in Eukaryota, Fungi, Ascomycota, Sordariomycetes, Amphisphaeriales, Sporocadaceae.
AUGACGGAAAGGACGAUAACGCUUCUGGCCCUUGCUGUGCUGCCUUGGCACAUCCUAUCUCAGUUGACGUCGCCGACAAUACCCGUAGACACUGGAGUCGUCCUUGAUAGCCAGGAUAUUCUUGGGCCGUCUUUCCUUGGCAGCGAGGCAACGCCGCAACUGCUCGAGCCAAAAACUCGUUUCCUUCCUGAAGUCGUCGGAUUCCAUCAGGAUGGUGGAAACUCGAGAACAACCGAUUGCAUCGGGCCACUUGGAAGUAAGCCGGAAGCCGGAAGUCGGUCAAUCGGCAUAUCUGCGCAAUUCUGGCAGAAUGACCAUCACCUAAUUGCGAGAUCGGUCUGCAAUGAGACACAACCUUAUUUUUGUAUGGCAGCUCUCGACCCUGUCAGCCUUACGCAGUUAGCAACAUGGGCUCCGGAAAACCAGACACUGUUUUCACCCUACGGCGAAGUCGUCAACGGCAGUCUAGUUUUUCCGACUUUGGAAGGACAUGUUUUCCGAGUUCAGCGCGAGGAUAGUGCAAACGGUACUAUUUUUAGGGAGCUGCUGGAUAUCGAUCUGUCGAACAUCCUGUCCACCGGCCAUUCCCCAAUGAGCACCAUGUAUGAUUCUGUUGGCAAUCUCUGGUUCGCUGCUACACCAAUACCUGGUAUGGGAUCAAAUGACAACUCCUCGAUGAUUGGGUUCAUCAACCCGUCGGGAGCUGUUUAUACAAAGAGUGUCGAGGGCCAAAUGUUUGAGAAUUCAAUGGCGAUUAACGGCAGAACGGUUUAUAUCAACUCAGGGCCACUCACCGAUAGUGGCCAAUCGAAUGCUUCUGGCUACAUGUUUGCCUUCCAAGCUGAUGGAACUGCCGGCGUCGAGACUGUUUGGACCGAGAGCUAUUCUGCCGGCAGCACACUGAAGCCUGGAGGUUUCGCGCGUGGCUCUGGAUCAUCUCCAACAUUAGUUGGCAACAAAUAUGUUGCUAUCACCGAUAAUGCCGACAGCCAAGUGAACCUAGUUGUCUACCGCCAAGCCGAAGAUUAUGAAAAGCACAGCUCAAAAGGAGGAUCAAGUUUUGUUUGUCAAAUUCCGCUAUUCAAGCCAAACGCCAGUGCCAACGAGAACGCGAUGGUAUCGCAUGUGGACGGCUCGACUUAUAGCGUCCUUAUAAACAACAACUAUGGGGCUCCGGCAAUGCAAAACUCUGAUGUUUCAGAUAACAUCAAUGGUGACUUCAAUAGUUUUGCUUCUUUAGCUCCCGGUAUUGAUCGCGUUGAUAUUUCUGUUGACGGCCAUUGUACCCUGCGAUGGGAGUCCGAUAUCCGGGCUACGAGUGUCCUUAGUCUUUCCACAUCAAAUGGGAUCGUCUAUGCAUAUACACAGGACGACACACUCGCGCUGGAUGGCCAGUAUGUCUGGUACUUUACUGCAAUCAACUUCACAUCGGGGGAGGAAAUUUGGCGAGCAAGAGCAGGUGCGGGCGGAAAUUUUAACAACAACUUCUCACCAACCCAGCUUGCGCCGAAUGGAAUGCUUUACCAGAUUGUUACCAAUGGCAUCGCAUGGCUGAAGGAUGCUACUUAA